CACACACAUUAACUAGAGCUGUCAGGCUGUGUCACUUCUGGUACUGGAGUGCAGUUGGGUUCUGUGCGUAGGGCUAGAUAAGCAAGGACAGCCAUGGCUGAAUAUAAUACUAACUUGAGGUUAAAGUUACCCAUCACCUGCAUCGUCAUGGAGGUGAUCGUCAUCAUCCUGUUUGCUGUCUUCGUGAGAUACGACACAGACACGGACGCCAGGAAAUGGCACAAGGAGAAAAGCCAUGACAACAAAUCCAACUAUGAGAACGACUUCUACUUCCGCUACCCCAGCUUCCAGGAUGUGCAUGUGAUGAUCUUCAUCGGCUUCGGCUUCCUCAUGACCUUCCUGCAGCGCUAUGGUUUCAGCAGCGUGGGCUUCAACUUCCUGAUCGCAGCCUUCUCCCUGCAGUGGGCCACCCUCAUGCAGGGCUUCUUCCACGGCAUGCAUAACGGCAAGAUAGAAAUUGGUGUGGAGAGCAUGAUCAACGCGGACUUCUGCACGGGCGCGGUGCUCAUUUCCUUUGGGGCUGUGCUGGGGAAGACCAGCCCCGUCCAGCUGCUGAUAAUGGCUGUCAUUGAAGUGACUUUAUUUGCCAUCAAUGAGUUCCUCGUCCUCUCAGUGCUGAAUGCGAAAGAUGCAGGUGGCUCUAUGACCAUUCACAUCUUCGGAGCAUAUUUCGGGCUGGGAGUGACCCGUGUGCUCUACCGCCCCAACCUAGACAAGAGCCAGCACAAAAACUGCUCAGUCUACCACUCUGACCUCUUCGCCAUGAUUGGCACCAUCUACCUCUGGAUGUUCUGGCCAAGCUUCAAUUCUGCCAUCACUGCAGAAGGGGACGACCAGCACAGGACGGCAAUGAACACCUACUACUCCCUGGCCGCCUGCACACUGGCCACGUUUGCCAUCUCCGCUGUGGUCAACCAUGAAGGCAAGCUGGAUAUGGUUCACAUCCAGAACGCAGCGCUGGCAGGGGGUGUUGCGAUGGGCACAGCUGGGGAGAUGAUGCUGACACCCGUUGGCUCAAUGGUUGUCGGCUUCUUGGCGGGGAUCAUCUCCACGUUGGGUUUCAAAUAUCUCACUCCCAUCCUCGAGGAAAAGUUCCACGUUCAGGACACCUGCGGGGUUCACAACCUGCACGGCAUGCCAGGGGUCCUGGGAGCCACUGUGGGUACCAUCACAGCCUCGCUGGCAUCUGCUGAAGUCUAUGGGGAGGGGAUGAAGGACGUGUUCCCUGACAUAUACGAAGGCAAAACUACGCCCUUCAAGCAAGCCAUGUGGCAGGGACUCUCCAUGGGAGUGACCAUGGGCAUUGCUUCCAUUGGAGGAAUUCUCACAGGGCUCCUGCUGAAAGUGCCCAUCUAUGCCACGCCCCCUGAUACCAUGUGCUUUGAGGACAACAUCUACUGGGAGGUCCCAGGAGAGGAGGACUCCCACCAGGAGUUGGCUGCUGUAAGAACGGAGGAAGUGGAGAAACCGCUCAACGGCUGAGCGGUGUGGCUUCCGUGGUAACGGAGCACAGUCAUCGCUGUGUCGGGCAGGAACCGGGCCCAUCCAGUCUGUCCUCCCAAGAGGAGUUCAGCAUCUUCCCGCUGGUCUCAGUCCAUCAAGGAUCUGGAAAAGUUUGUUACUGCAAUUUUCAUUCUAGAGAGACAAACUGCAUUCCUUCUCCUCUUAUGUCUUUUGUAAAAAAGAAAAAAAAGAAAAAAACUACACAUUUUGCAUUAUAUGAUGAUACCCAAUGCAUAUAUCAUGCUGUACAUUAUCUCAAAUUUCUUUUGUGAUUAGGAUUGUUUUUUUUUUUUAAUGUUCACAUUAUACCUGAGUGAAGUAUUACAUAUUGUGCCAUUUCUACGGUGCAGGACAUACUGUACAGCUGCACGUGCAGUGGUUUGGCUGUCCACUAUAGUACAAGACUUUUCCCACAAGAUUGCAGAAGAGUAAAAAUGAUGAUGCAGGUAAUUCACGCCAUGAAGCCCUCACAGAUUUGUUUGUAAAAAAUAAGACCUGUCGCGGACAGGCAAUGUUGUUAGUACCAAGUGUGACCAGUAGGUGUCGCUCCGGAACUUUGUUAGUCGCGCCUCGGUACGCAGAGAGCGCAUAUUAGCAGUCGCUGCAAUGAGGGCAUUAAGGCAGCGCGGCGGCGCGCUCUUUCUCUGGGUUUCAUUCUACCUUCACUUAUACCACAGUGCGCAGCAGCACAACCAUUUCUUUCCUCCAGUUCUUCAGAAGGCAGUAGCUGAUGAACAAAGUUGACCUGGUCAUUAUAUUUUGAUUUUUCACAGCCAAAGAUUUGUUCCUUCCUAUUUAGAUGAGUCAGUAUGUUAGGGAAAUAAAGGGGAAUAUUUGGGGAUGCUUGAAAUGUUUGUUGCAAAAAUUACAUUUCCCUGAAAGGGACAUUGACAAUGAGCAUGAAAGGAAAGUUUAAUACUCAAAGGAAAUAUUUCAUGUAUAUGUUUUGUUAAUACUGUUCGGUAAGGCCUUUAUUGGCUUCUAUUCUAAAAUUAUGUUUUAUACAU
Scleropages formosus (Asian bonytongue) is the source of this 2510-nucleotide messenger RNA. It is a transcript of the gene rhbg, whose product is annotated as Rh family B glycoprotein. The record is from RefSeq and is a predicted model, not a curated record. Gene Ontology annotation, biological process: ammonium homeostasis; ammonium transmembrane transport. Gene Ontology annotation, molecular function: ammonium channel activity. Gene Ontology annotation, cellular component: plasma membrane. NCBI's taxonomy places the organism in Eukaryota, Metazoa, Chordata, Actinopteri, Osteoglossiformes, Osteoglossidae. Bases 94 to 1482 code for a protein of 462 amino acids. The transcript has 10 exons.